AUGGAAGUCGAUGAAAAAUUGGAUACAAUUGGAUGGUUUGAUAUGCCUUUUGAAAUGAGAGAAAUUGUUAUUAAUUAUAUGGAUCUUGCAACAAAAAUACAAUUUUCACAAUGUUCAAAACUAUGUUUCGAAGAAGUCCAACUACCUGAUUCGCGUUAUUUUGCUGUCGGUAUACACUAUAGUUUUAUGGGAGAAAAAGAUGUUGUUUUCGAGAUGUGGCAUAAUGAAUUAGAUGAUUGUUAUGUAAGAACAGUGUUUCUAGUAUGCGCUCCUAAUCAAUCUGAAGAUGGAAAUAUGAAUUCACGCACAAUAUCUGUAGAUCAAUUGAUUGAAGUUGAAACGAAAGAAAAAGUUAUUGAUUAUGUAAUGUAUCUUUUGCGAGGAAUUUUGAAAUUUCCGAAGAAUUGUUUGAGAAUCUUGAUGAUUUAUAUUGUGAGUUAUUUUGAACAUACACAAGGAAAACAACUGUAUUCACCUAAUGAAUGUUUUUCUAUAAUUUCAGCGAGUCCACAAACUUUCCUUCUCAGAAACUUAUUUUUCAGCCCAAUUUUCCGUACAACAAGAUGAAAAUUGAAAACAAUCUGAAUACGUUGGAAACAAUUUCUCUUUCUUGCAAUAAUCAAAUUAAUCCUGUUAAUUGUGGAUUUAUCGGUUUGAAACAACUUUGCUCCAUCAAAGAUAAAGUUUUUGUUUCAAAUCUAACAAUCGAUCAGAUAAUUCAACUAAAGGCAAGAAGUAUUUCUGUUGGUUAUGAUGGAAGUGAAAAAUUCGAUAUUGAACAUUUUGUAAAUCGGUUGUUCUCUGAUGGAAAUGAUCAAAUUGAUAUAGACAUCAACUUUGGACAAAAACAGGAUUUAGACAAUAUUCCAGGCAUUUAUGCGAAAAGAAAUAAGUAAGUUCUCUUUUUUUUUAAUAUUCAAAUAUAAUACACAGGGUGUAAUUUACUACUUCAAAUCGCUAGACCUCAAAAUUUUCAUUAAUUUUUGGGUAGAUAAAAAAUCAUUUUUUUUCUAAAUCUCUCAUUUUUGCGUUGAAGAUUUUAGUCCCACCCGUGUCAGGUCUCAAAAAAUGCUCGAAUUUUUUCGGGUAGUGAAUUACACUCUGUGCAAUAUUGAAGUUGUAAAUAUGAAAACCAUUUUCAGUGGUAGUGGAAUUGAUUAUUUGUUCAAACAAAGGGACAAAAUGACUCGGAUGGAGUGUAGAAAAAACGAAUCAGCAAUGAGUUCUCUUCUCUUUUCCCGCUUCCCGGCAACUGACUUCAAGGAAAGCGAAUGGACUAUUUUAUAA
Caenorhabditis angaria is the source of this 1287-nucleotide messenger RNA. NCBI's taxonomy places the organism in Eukaryota, Metazoa, Nematoda, Chromadorea, Rhabditida, Rhabditidae. The record is from the annotation of a GenBank genome assembly.